AUGCCCACCUUUCGUACUUUACUUGUGGUUGUUGCUGCUGCUGUUCAUCGUUGGUCUUUAUACCAGAUGGAUAUUCUUCGGUAUCUCCGGGGUACUAGCACUCGCUCUCUUCUGUUUUCUGUUGCAUCCAAAUUAGCUCUUUGUGCAUAUUCUAAUGCUGAUUGGGCUGGUGAUCCUACUACCAGGAAGUCUGCCACAAGUUAUUGUAUAUUUCUUGGUGAUUUCCUUAUUUCUUGGCGGAGUAAGAAACAAGAUGUUAUUGCUCUUUCCAGUACCGAUGUAAAGUAUCGUGCAAUGUCCACAACAUCUAUAGAUUAUUAA
Asparagus officinalis (garden asparagus) is the source of this 321-nucleotide messenger RNA. RefSeq lists its product as uncharacterized. NCBI's taxonomy places the organism in Eukaryota, Viridiplantae, Streptophyta, Magnoliopsida, Asparagales, Asparagaceae. The coding region runs from base 1 to 321 and encodes 106 amino acids. The record is from RefSeq and is a predicted model, not a curated record. The transcript has 2 exons.